This is a messenger RNA of Bicyclus anynana (squinting bush brown), 8139 nucleotides long. It is a transcript of the gene Patronin, whose product is annotated as patronin. The transcript is spliced from 26 exons. The record is from RefSeq and is a predicted model, not a curated record. Gene Ontology annotation, biological process: negative regulation of microtubule depolymerization; cytoplasmic microtubule organization; neuron projection development. Gene Ontology annotation, molecular function: microtubule minus-end binding; calmodulin binding; spectrin binding. Gene Ontology annotation, cellular component: microtubule minus-end. Lineage: Eukaryota; Metazoa; Arthropoda; Insecta; Lepidoptera; Nymphalidae. The coding region runs from base 99 to 5060 and encodes 1653 amino acids.
CAGUAGACACGCGACGGGCGCGCCAACCGCCGCGCGCGCACGCUCGAGUGAUGACAGUUGGUUGGUGGUGAGCCUCCAGUGGUCUGUGCAGUGUGAGAAUGGUAGCGAUGGUGGCCUCGGCGUCUGGAUACGGCACUUUGCGCCGGUUUCUAAGCGCCCCCGAUGGCCAGGAUAUCGAGAAUGCCGGUGUUGUUCCGAGCGCCUCAGUCGCGGUCUCGUCAAAGCAGCGAGCGUCGAUUAAAUGGCUGUUGUCGAAGGCAUUCAACAACCGGGUACCGGAGAAUCUCCUAGAGCCAUUCUACAGAGACCACGAGGAGCAAGAGCACUUAAAGCCGCCCAUAGUCGGUGGCUUGGCCAACGCGGAGCUGUACUGCCUCGCGUUGGCCAACAUGUACUCCGACCCCAACUACCACAGUCUGAACCACUGGAACAUCCUGCAGACGCUGGCGAGGAAGGGCGUGCAGGUGCCAGACCCGCCCGACUGCGCGCUCACCGAGACUGUGCUCAUACAGACCAACCCGCUUAAAAUGAGCGCGCAUUUAGCUGUGAUAGAGGCUGUGAUGGCGCUGUACGCGCGCGAGGUGGUGACGCUGGACCGCGUGUCGGCCGCGGCGCAGCGGUUCGGCACCUCGCAGCCGCUGCCCGUCGGCUCCACCAUACCGCACGAGGACGGCCUGCUGUGCUGGAUCAACGCGGCCUGCGCUGCGCUCAACAAGGCUGAGGAGAACACAUCGGCGCACGUGCCCAUGGUGAAGAGUCUCCAGGAGCUGUGCGACGGGACCGCUCUGGCCGCGCUCAUCUCGUUCUACUGCCCCGAAGACUUGCCGCGGUCGGCGGUGCGCGUCGGGCGGAUGGCCUCCAUACAAGACUGCCUACAAAACUUAAUGCUGGUGUACGACUUCUGCCAGAACAGUUUGCCCCACAACGUGUUCCAUAUGCUGCCAGAGGAUGUCACUUACAUGCGGGGGUCAAUGAGGCAAAACUUAAUAGCAAUGCUAGCGGAUCUGUUCAACAUGUUAGAAGUUCAUCCAAUCAAAUCAGUAAAAUAUCCAGGAAGUGCGAGCGCGGGCGCGGACAGCAACGCGCACGGCGUGCGGCACAGGCGCUGCCUGCCGCCGCCGCCGCCCGCGCCCAUCCCCGACCUGCGCGCCGAGCCGUGGCCCGCGACGCUGCCCGCGCACCUCGCGCAGCAGCCGCCCUUCGCAGUGUCCCGCUCACCAUCGGCGUGCGGCAUGCGGGCACGCGGGCCCGCCAGCCGCUCGUCGUGCUCUACGCCGGAGCGCCGCAGCUGCAGCCCGCAACGCGACGAGUUCGUGGUGCACAGUCGGAAGGCCAUCACCACGCUGUCGGCUAUGGCGAGGCGGGACGAAGAUAGCAUGUUUUCGGAGCAAGUGACGGCGGCGGGGCGGCCGUCCAACUGGGCGGAGUCCCGGGAGAGCAGCUUCGCGGGGCGGCGCUCCCGGCGUUCCUCCAUCACGGACGACAGCCAGCUCACCGUGGAGAACUUCGGCGGCUCGCAGGACCGCCUGCACUUCGCCGGCAGGAACCCGGAGAAGGAGCUCGCCACACUAGCCAAUGUUAGGAAGAUAUCUGCACCCGCGGGUCCGCUAGAGCUGAACCCUCCGCUGCGCUCGUCGCGGCAAGACAUCCGGGGCUCCAUCCAGUUCAUCCACGGCGACUACCAGAACGGUGCGGACGAGCGGCGCAUGGAGCGGCAGCAGUCACAGCCGCAGCCGCAGCCGCAGCCCGCCGAGCAGCAGCCGCAUCAGCCCAUCAAGCGCCAGCUCAGCAGCGACACCAUCACGCUCUCACACAACUUCGGCUUCAACUAUAAAGGCGGCGGGGACGGAUUCUACCUGAACGAACGCGACGCGCCCGACGGUGACGUCACCAAGACGAGUUUCGCUGACCUCACUAAGAUUAGGAGUAAUGGUGACCAAUUAGGCGCGAACGAGGUGGACAGGCGGAAAACGUCCUUCUCAACGCCGCCCGCCAACACCACCACGUGGCAACAACUUCUGCAGCUCGAACACCAGCCUAACGGCGACGAUGCAACAGAAGACGCGGUGACGUCACCCACCGGCGGGCAAGCGAUGGCCGUUCAACUGAACAACAUCCGGCUGAAGCUCGAGGAGAAGAGGCGCCGCAUCGAGCAGGACAAGAGGCGGAUGGAGCUCGCCGUCAACAGGCAACGGCAGCAGUUGGGUCAGCAGGCCUUCCUGCAGGCUGUCACCAGGGGCAAGGGCGCGCGCACUCCGGUGGACACCGCGCCCGCGGAUCCGAUGCAGGAAAUGUCGGUGGAAGCCAAUCAGAGUGCCGAAAACGCCGCGCUGGAGCAAUAUCAACAAUCGAUUGUCAAAAUGAACUCCAGCCUGCAGGAUAUACAGAGCGACAUCGCGCGGCUAGCCAGCCAACAGAACCAGCUGCAGCAGCAACAGCAGCAGCAGCAUCAGCAGCAGCAGCAACAACAGCAGCAGCAACUGCAACAGCAAUUGCAGCAACAACAGCAGCAACUGCAACAACAACAACAGCAAUUGCUGCAAGCGCAGCAGCAUGCGAAACAGAUGUUGCAGCAAGCCCAGCAACCCCAGUCUCCCUAUCAACAGUUUCAACAAAACAUUCCACAAUUGCACAGCCAAUUCAGCUCACAGCACAAUGUGUCGCGCUCGCCGAACGCGUUCGGCUCCACGCCGCACAUCGCUCGCGAUCUGUUCGAGAGCGCGAACGCGCCGAGCCCGCAGACCUUCCAGCACCAGUUUAGGGAGAUGGACCCGGAGUUCGCGCGCCAGCAGUUCUACCUGCACGACAGCCCCGCGCCGCCGCAGAGGCGCACGUGGGCGCAGCACGCGCAAAUGCAGCAGGAGAAUGUCGAGCUGAGGGGCUGGCAGCUACACCAACAAAAUCACCAACAGUCGCCGUACCAGCCUCAGCAACUCGAGCCCGUGCAGCGAACAUGGAAGUCUCCGUCGCCGCAACCUCAACCUCAACCGCAACCUCCGCCCGAGCGAACGUGGACGCCGCAGGGCUUCACGUUACACGAGCGCACCGCGCCGCCCACCUUCCCCGUACACUACACCGACAGGUACCAGAACGGUACAGAGAACUCGCGCGAAACCCAAAACCACCUCAGCUACACUGUGAUAACCCCCAACCAAUACCCCAUAGCGUCCCAAUCGCCGCCCACACAGAGUCCGCGGCGGUCGAAAACGCCCCAACGGCAGGGCUCCUUACCCGAAGUGAAGAGACUCGAACCAGUUGGAUUACAUCAGUUGCACAGUCCCGCGCCGCCCGACGACAUGGAACCCCAAAAUAUAUCUUUCAUAGGCAACGCGGAAGACGAUGCGCUAAGACAAGGCAUCAACAGACUGAACAUCUCCUCCGGCACGCGGACGUAUCGCAUCCCGUCGCCGACUCGACCUUCCCUAGGCAGAAACUCCUUCCAAAGACUCGAACAACGCGAGGAACCCAACGAGAAAGGGUUCUACAUAUCGUUCGACAACGAACAGCCGAAAAGACCUAAACCUCCGUUACGAGCGAAACGGGGUUCCCCGAGGAAAGAGCGAGCGGAUUACUCGAGCCCGGAGCGAAGUCCUGAGAGCACGUGGAGCGAGCGCGUGCCCGAGGAGCGCACGGAGGCGCCGCGGGCGGAAGUCCGGAGACAGUCGCCGCCUCGGGAACGACCGAGGCCGCCCAGUGCGGAGCCCGCUGCCCUUGUUAUUGGCGAAUUAAAUCCGGACCCAAACUCUGUAGAAGAAAUGGAACGCAAGAAAGAACGCAUUAUGCUCAUGUCCUUGCAACGACGGCAGAGAGCCGACGAGGAGCGAGCGCGCGCCGAGGCGGCCGCGGCGGCGAGGAAGGCCAGGGACGAAGCCGAAGCGGAGAUGAAGGCCGCGAGGAAAGAGGAGCAAGCCAGAAGAAGACAGGCCAUUCUUCACCAGUACAAGCUAAAGAAGGCCAUGGAAGAAGCCGAGAGAGAGGGCAAAACGUUAGACAAAACGGAAUACCUGGAGCUACUAAAGUUUGGGGGUGGAGCGCCACCGACGCCAGCGCCGGCGGGGGGCGGAGCACGGUUGCGGGGCAAAGUCCCCGCAAGAGCGCGCCCCAAAACCAUUCACGUGGACAGCGGAGCGCUACAGGCGGCCGAGGGCAUGCUCGGCAGCAAACAGCCUUCCUCUACCAACCUCACAGGCGGCACCAUGCGGCGCGACUACUACCGCGGCUCGCAGGACAACCUCGCCGAGCGCGCUGCUAUGUAUAGAGAUUCGCCAGUGGAAGAUCGAGGAGGUAUGUCGCCCAGCAGCGCGUCGAGUGGCGCGCUCGGGCGGCGCGGCUCCUGCAAGACGUCACGAGAGCGCGUGAAUGAUGAACCACAGUCGACACGUGGAAGGUCUAAAUAUUCCACUUACCAGAGUAACUUUAAGGCGGGGAGGAAAUCUAGCUCUCUUAUGAACUUGUGCGACUCGGGGCUGGGUCGCGCGACGCCGCCGCGCCGCGCUGCGUCGCCCGGACUGCGCGCGCUCGCGUCGCCCGCGUCCGGGCCCGGCUCGCUGCCCGGCGCCAUCGGCAAGCGGCGCAACCACGACGACAACUCCGACGUGUCCUCCACGCACUCCUCCAUCAUGGACUACUCCGGUCCUCGGUUAUACAAGCAGCCGACGACCAAGUCCAACAGGGGUAUAAUGCUGAACGCGGUGGAGUACUGCGUAUUUCCCGGCGCGGUCAACGCGGAGGCGAAGCGGCGCGUGCUGGAGGAGAUCGCGCGCUCCGAGAGCAAGCACUUCCUGGUGCUGUUCAGAGACGCGGGCUGUCAGUUCCGCGCGCUGUACAGUUACUGCCCCGACAGCGAUACGGUCGCCAAGCUGUACGGCACCGGGCCCAAGCAUGUCAAUGAUCGCAUGUUCGACAAGUUCUUUAAAUAUAACUCGGGCAGCAAAUGCUUCUCUCAAGUACACACCAAGCACCUCACGGUGACCAUCGACGCGUUCACGAUACACAACUCGCUGUGGCAGGGCAAGAAGGUGCAGCUCCCGAGCAAGAAGGACAUGGCGCUGGUCAUCUAGAGCCGUGACGUCACCGCGCGCGUGACGUCAUCAUCCGGCGAGUCGGAGCGUCGGUCGGAUGACGUAAUUAAUAUUUAAAUAAAGAAUCCACGUUGUCUAGUCGCCGGCGGCAGUCGAGUCAAGCCUUGUUACUCUUCAGUUGAGCCGCUUCGGUAGCGAGCGCAAGUGUUUUAAUAUCGGUUAGUGCGUUUCGAGGCGCGAGUCGCCGUCUUGUGUACGUUCUGGUUGUUGGCUGCAUUUAAAUUAGUCUUAAUGACGGCGGGAGUUGGGAGCGCGAAUUUGACGCGAAACGGUCAGCGAACGUCGACCAGAGUGAUUCGCCGCGCGAAUUUCGCGAAAGUUCUAGACGUGUUGUUCCGUUUGGACUGUGUCAUAUUGUACAGUAGGGUAUUGGAGAGUCGGAAACUCGAAUCCGGUCGGGCGACGCGCGCCGGCCGCCUCACUAGACACUUUAUCUAUCUUAAUAUUUUAUUAGCUUCAUAUUUAGAGGCGUCGUUUAUCGAUUUUAACGUGUUUUAGCGUAAUCAUUGCUUAAGUGGACCGCAUUGGCUUUAAUAAACGUAUGUUUAAAUAUGCGUAGAGUGCUCUAGUUGGGUUGCCGGCGGUACGGCGAAUGCUUUCCGUAUGGUCAGAGGGUGACCUUGUUUGUGAUUCACUUGAAGCUAUCACUAUUUUUUUUUUUACAUUGCGGCUAUUUUGAAAGUGAUUCGUAAAAUCACAGCGUAAUCGCGAGUUACAUGAUUUUCUUGUUAUUAAAAAAAAUAUGUGAUAUUCGCUUGCGAAACGUAUGAAAAUGACAUCAACAAUUAUAUUGUAAUACAAUUUCAAUGUUAUAUUGGCUUAUACGAUCGUUUGAAAUUAUGUUUUUUUUUUUUUAUUCAGUAGUGGGCCAGUCGUUUAGUACUGUUUGACACACUCGUGUACUGGAAUGAGCAAUACAAUACAUUCGAUUUAAUUUAGUGAUUAUAUUAACCUUUAUAUUGUGGUGUGAAUUUCUUUGUACACAAAUCUUGAACUAUAUUACAUUUACAAAUUUUACUGAAUGAAGAAUCACAUAAAACAUCUUCAUCUUUUUUAGAAAAGAAAUAAAAAAAGCGUAUAAUGGAAUACAAGUAGUUUAUAAUACAUGUUAAAAUAUUCAAUACUCAAUACGACUGAAUAGGUAAUAUGAUCAUGAAUUUUUGUCCCCUGUGAAUGAGUUUACAAUUUAGACCAAGAUUAGUGUACAAAUGAAUCAACAUUUUAAUGUACAUGGUGACUAUUUUUGGUGUUCUAACGGCGGUCAUGUUAAAAAUAUCCAAUUUCUCAUUAUUCCUCGGUAAAUUAAAAAAAAUGUGAUACAAAAUUGUAUUUAUGUUGAAUGUUUUUUUCUAUAAACGCCAAUGUAAUCUACAAAAAAUCUCUCUCUCUCUUGUCAUAAAAUUUUAUUAAUUUAUUUAAAAAUAUUAUUAUGUGCAUAUUCAACAAUAUGUACGUAAUUGGAUCGAAUAUAAAAAUGAUUUUUAUUUUUUAUUUACUUUUUUUUAAUGUCAAGGGAUAAUAAUUAUAUUUAAAAGGGAUCGCUGCUAUGAGACUAUAAAAUAAUCAUUACGUAUGCUUGUGUUAGUGAUACUUGAUCGGUACACUACACAUUUUACUACAAUAACACACUGUGUCUAUUAAUUAUUUUUACAAUCGACUACUUAAUUUGACUUGAAAGUAUCCUCAUUUUAGUUGGUAAGUCUAAUUUUAAUAUUUCUAGUCUAAUAUUUUAAUAAACGAUAUACGACAUUCUUGUACACGAGUGUGUGUAUUUGGGUAUGUGUAUGUGUGUGUUGUCGACGCGAAAGGGUCCGUGUGUUUGCCAUAUGUGUUAGUGAGAUGGUCGAUACGUUCCAUUAUUUUGUCUCAAACUUUGUGACGAACGCCGUUCGGAGCGUUUGUCGACUCGCGCGGUCGCGAUGAGCUCGGUUUUGACGUUUGCGUUUUAUAUUCACUGCCAUUUUUCAUUAUAAUACUCAAUACUCACUAUUUUAUUAUACUAGAUGAUGUUUCAAAACUUAAUUAAGUAUUUAUAUUGUUCGGGGGCUGUUUACCUUACUAAACAGGGGGGUAAAUUAUAAAAGUCUAAUAAGGAUCAACGCAGACCGAGCGAUUAGCUACUAACUGCACCCUUGACGAUAUUUUAUGUGUGAUUAUUUUAAUUAUCAAUCCUUACAGUAAAGUUGCAAAUAACACGUAAACAGUACUGUAACGCAAGUAUCUAUCUGCUAAGGAACUCAUAAAUAUUAACCUACUAGAAUUAUUUAGCCGCUGUGUUGAUGAAAUACCUACAAUGAGCUUUUCAAGUAGGCAAGCACUUAAGACUGCCCUGCAUAUUUACUUGUUUUUUUAACAAAGAGAAAGUUUUUUUUAAAAUAGGGCAUAGGCUAACUGACACUGUCGUUUUAUUUAUCAUUUUCAUCAUAUUAUAUUUUGCUUAUUUCGUGUUGUAUCUAUAAAUAUUUUUUUCUUUCUAUCUAAAUGUAUAUUUUAAUGAACAGUUUUUUUUAUUAUUUAUUUGUUGGAAAUUCAGACGGCAUUUUACGAAAGGUCUGCGUUUACCCUUACUGGCACUUUGAACUCAGCGCUGGAUACGCGACAAACGUCAAAAUAUUGUCGACCGCGCGCGCCGACGGACGUCGCGAGCCUCGUCCUUAUCUCGUAAGAAUUAAUAACAAAUUCACAAAACUAAUCUUUGCUUACUCGUAAUGUAUAACUUUUUAGUAAUUAUUUCAAUUGACUGGAGUUUAUGAUUAAGUAUUUUGUUACAUUUGACCUUCAUUUAAGUUGAUUCAGAUCCCAAUGUUUUACCGCUUGUAUAGCUAAAGUAAGACAAGGCACACUUUACGUGGUAAUUGUACUGCCUUACUCUGUAAAUAAUUGUUUUCUUUUUGUAUACAGCUAUUUAUUAAAACGAUGUUAAAACGAAAAAUUGAUGGAUAUCAUUUUUCAUUGUUCAAUGAUUGGUCAUCAAUUAUAUACUACCGAAUAGUGAAUGGUAUGCAAAUAUAUUGUAUUAUUAAAAAGCAUAACGAAAUAAUAUUGAAUUUCAUAUUAA